Messenger RNA from Habropoda laboriosa, 1872 nucleotides. It is a transcript of the gene hrm, whose product is annotated as monocarboxylate transporter 12. Gene Ontology annotation, biological process: monocarboxylic acid transport; transmembrane transport. The record is from RefSeq and is a predicted model, not a curated record. Gene Ontology annotation, molecular function: monocarboxylic acid transmembrane transporter activity. The coding region runs from base 1 to 1872 and encodes 623 amino acids. NCBI's taxonomy places the organism in Eukaryota, Metazoa, Arthropoda, Insecta, Hymenoptera, Apidae. The transcript is spliced from 5 exons.
AUGACAAUGCAACGAGUCCAAGAUCAAGACAAUGGAAUCAACAUCAAAUUUGGUGGAAACGAGAACACGAAGGGCAGCUACACGCUCGUGUCGCAGAACUCCGAAAAUGAGAAGAAAAGUAACUUAAAUGGGACCAAUAAGCAAGUUAAACAUGUAACAACUGAAGAAGAAUUAGUUCCACCAGAUGGAGGAUGGGGGUGGCUUGUGCUUUUAGCAUCUGUUAUGGUUAAUCUUUUAAUCCCAGGCACAGUGAAAUCUUUUGGUGUUUUAUUUGUUGAAUUUCUUGAAGUUUUCAAUGCAUCACCUGCUGCAGCUGCUUGGAUACCAGCUUUAUGCUAUUUCCUUUAUAGUUCACUUGGACCCCUAUCCAGUAUACUAUCAGUUAAAUAUUCCUAUCGAACAGUAACUUUGUUAGGAGGAACAUUUGCUGCUGCAGGAAUGAUGCUGAGUUAUUUUGCAAAUUCUGUGGCCUUCUUAUGUGUUAGUUAUGGUGUCCUGGUAGGAACAGGGGCAGGUUUGGCUUUCCCUCCAACUGUGUAUAUAGUAACUUCAUACUUUGUUCGGCUACGUGGACUUGCAAAUGGACUCUGCAUAUCUGGUAGUGCAUUAGGUUCAAUAUUUCUUCCACCUGUCCUAGGGGUUCUUCUGAGAGAAUAUGGUUACAGAGGUGCAGUAUUAAUAAUGGGUGCUGUCACUUUGAAUGUGUGGGCGAGUGCUCUUUUGUACGAACCGGUGGAAAAGCACCUGGUGCCAGCUUCGUCGACGAGAAAGUCGAACGACACUGACUUGGAGACCGCCUCGAUCACAGUAACUAGUCCCGAAGACGAGAAGCAAUUCAAUCACGUUGUUUCUACUUUGAACAAGAACGAGAAGGCUGCGCCAAUGGUACCAAAGAGCGCGUCCAGCGUCGCGUUAGAAUAUUACAAAAACACACCAGUGCAAGGUCGAACGAGAAAGAUUAGUAUGCCCACGGGACGAGAGAUCACGGGCCAGAUGCACAGCACGCCGGCACUGCACGCGGUUCCUGAACGUGGUGGCGAUUAUCGAUUAUCGAGACGUCAAAAAUCGCCGUUCCAGUCGCCGAGCACGUCAUCGUUUAACUAUGUCAGCACGCCGUAUCACGGAAGCACGCUUUCCGCUCUGCAUCCGGAAAGGGCAUCCACGUUAACCUUGAAUGCAAUAUCGAGUACGUUUGCAAGAAAAGGCACGGACGAGACGAAUAAAAACGAAGAGAAAGAGAAGAUGAACAAGUUCUUCGACUUCAGUUUAUUGAAGGAUCCAAUCUAUCUGGUGAUUUUGAUCUCGAACUCGACGAACGCCGUCAGCUACACGAAUUUUGUAAUCCUGUUACCCGCGUACGCGAUCUCGUUAGGCUUUGAGAAAAACAUGUCUUCCCUUCUUCUGUCAACCGUUUCGAUCUUAGAUCUGAUAGGUCGUAUCGGGGGCUCUGCCCUCUCUGAUGUCUCGAUUAUGCCAAAGCACUGGUAUUUCGUCGGCGGAUUGCUCAUCUCUGGAAUCUCGUUGGCUCUCCUGCCUAUAGCCACCAGCUAUAGCCUACUGUCAAUUUAUUGUGGUGUUUUCGGAUUAGCAUCUGGUAUUUACGUCGGUAUCACCGCGGUCAUCAUGGCCGAUAUGUUAGGAACCGAAAAACUUACUUCCUCCUAUGGUAUCUCGUUGUUCGUAAACGGUAUCAUACAACUGAUUGGCCCGCCCAUUUGCGGUAUUGUAUACGAACAAAUCGGCAGUUACGGCCCCAUAUUCAGUAUCUUAGGUAUCAUUCUAGUGGUAGGCGCGUCAUUGUGGGGGUUCGUUCCGUUUAUUAAAAGACGACAAGACACCGCAGAGAAAGCGAGUCCCAUUGAAAAGUUAUAG